This is a messenger RNA of Panicum virgatum (switchgrass), 817 nucleotides long. RefSeq lists its product as uncharacterized. The record is from RefSeq and is a predicted model, not a curated record. The coding region runs from base 31 to 441 and encodes 136 amino acids. The transcript has 2 exons. Lineage: Eukaryota; Viridiplantae; Streptophyta; Magnoliopsida; Poales; Poaceae.
GGCUCGGCUGCCAGCACUUGUCGGCCGGCCAUGCGCCACCUCGGCCCCCUUCCCGCAGCUUCUUCGGCAGCCGCAACGAUAAAACCCAAGGAGCGCCAGCUGCUAGACCACUACUGCGGCUGCCCGGCGGGCACCGAUCUAGUAAGCUACAACUACAAGGCACACGAAGCUCCGAUCGAGAAACUACUGCGGCUGCCCGGCGGGCGAUCGAUCGAGCACGGCAUGUCGACCAACACCGGCUCCCAGCAGGCCCCCCAGCAGAACGCCGCCGCCGACAAGGGUCCGCAGCAGGCCGACACGGUGACGAAGACGGUGCAGACGGUGGAGGUGCGGUCGUCGGCGGGGCAGCCCGACGAUGAGGGCGUGCUCCAGCCCGUCAGGGUGGUGCACGAGAUCCCCGCCAAGGACGCCAAGAACAACCCCGGCGUCAAGCAGGACUAGCUAGCUAGCUAGCUGGCCUGGACCAUCGUUGGUAGAGUGUGUUUUGUGAUCUUCAGAGAUCCUUUUAAUUGUUUGAGACUACCGUCAGACAUGGAAGCAAAUCGGAACUAUAAUAUGGCUUUCCUUCAUGUUUUCUUUCCGGAAAUAAUACAGAAUAAACAAUAACUGUUGCUCGAUCUACGCGGCGUGCUUCAUUUGUAGAUGUGCGAUGAGCUUGUACUACUGCAGUCUGAUUUAGUUUGUUCAUAGCUGCUCUCUCGAUUCUAGAUUAUUAGUUAUUUUAUUUUUCUAGAUUUAUAUAUUUUUCUAUAUAUUUAUUUUGUAUAUUAUAUGUACGUGCAUUACAAAUUCUAUGAAUCAAGAAAAUUAUACUCAA